ACGGUUUCCCCACCAAUACAUUGUCUUGUUUACAUCCACUAAAACAGGGGCCCCAUUAAGAAUAGAGCUUCGGUCUAAUUUUCAUCGCCAUCAUCAUCAUCAUCAUCAUCGAAGCCCUCCUAGCAAUAUGUCUUCCCCCACGAAACGCCGCUCUGCGCGGCAAUCAUCUCAACAGUCGACUCCCCGCGCCCGCCGUUCCCCACGAAAGGGGGCCAACACUCCACUCGCACCGCCUCCUGCUGGGUCAAAAAUCGGGACAUCCCCGCUGUUUGGUGGCUCUUCGCCGGCCGUAUCCUCGGAUCCCAUCCGCAUGAGCUCGCCGACUCCACAGGCCAGUCAGACAUUGCCAGUUUCGGGCAUCUCGGGUGCUAUGAGGGGAAGGGCAAUGGAUUCGGAUCCUUUUGGAGGUUUGCAAUGGAUUCCCCCAGGCUAAUAAUCAAAGUAGGAUGCUGAUGAGGAGAUGAGUUAGUCUCUUCUCCCCUUCGAUAUGCUAGCACUUCACCAUCCAGGGGUGGAAGAACUCCGAGAUCAUCGGGGCUCCCAAUGUCUAGUGCCAGUGUAUUGAGAUCCAGGUGGGGGUUCACCGGGGGAGGUUCUGUUUGUUCCUGCUAACUGUGUCCAGACACGGCGGAGAAAUUGAGGGGAGCACCCCGCUACGCUCUCGCCGUGGAGAUCUUCAAUUCUCCGAUGUCAAUGCGACCCCUACUCGCCGUAGGCUCCUCUAUGUGGACGAGCAAGGCAUGCCUAUCCGCUCAGGAGCUGGCGGCGGUGAUGCAGUUCAUCCACUAUCUGAUGCAGCGACCUAUAGCGGCGGACCGACAUCUGACUUACCGGACGGGCCUCGCCGUCUUAUCUGGGGCACCAACGUCUCUGUCGAGGAGUCCACCCAAGCAUUCAACAAAUUUCUCCGCGAGUUCAAGCGGCGGUAUAGGAUGCGUAUGGAUGGCGAGUUUGUUGCUCCCGGAGAAGGUGAUGAGUUGGUUUAUGUGGAAAUGCUGAAGCAGCUUCGAGAGUUGGGAACUUCAAACUUGAAUCUGGAUGUUCAGAAUUUGAAGAGUUUCCCUCCCACUAAGCGGUUCUAUCACCAAUUGCAUGCGUACCCACAAGAAAUAAUUCCUAUUAUGGAUACUUGUGUUAAGGAUACGAUGUUGGAAAUGCUAGAGGAAGCAGGCGCUGAUGAAGCAGAAUACGAAGCUUGUCUGGAGAGGAUUUAUAAGGCCAGACCGUUUAAUUUGGGGAAGACUGUCAACAUGAGGGAUCUCAACCCUGCUGGUAAGCUUCCGAUGGGAAAUGGGUAACUAGAGGUGGCUAAAGGUGGUUGACUAGAUAUCGAUAAGGUUAUCAGCGUUAAAGGGCUUGUCAUUCGUGUGACUUCAAUUAUCCCGGAUAUGAAUAAGGGUAAGCUAGUCAGCCCCCUUUUCGUGGAAGGCUCUAAUUGUUCCUCUAGCUUUCUUCCGCUGUCAUGUCUGUGGCCAUACCGUCACCGUGGAGAUUGAUAGGGGAAAAAUCGCUGAGCCUACCUUGUGCCCCCGUGAAGUUUGCAAGACACCAAAUUCCAUGCAAAUUGUCCAUAACCGUUCCGACUUUUCCGAUAAGCAGGUCAUCAAACUUCAAGAGACCCCCGAUUCCGUUCCUGAUGGUCAAACACCCCACUCAGUCUCACUUUGUUGCUAUGAUGAACUUUGUGAUGUAGCGAAAGCUGGUGACCGUGUCGAAGUCACCGGUAUUUUUAGAUCUGUUCCGGUCCGCGUCAAUCCAAGGCAGAGAUCUAUCAAGAGCCUUUUCAAGACUUAUGUUGACGUCCUUCAUAUCCAGAAAGUAGAUAAACGCAGGAUGGGUCAAGAUACGUCUACACUUGAAGAGGAAUUGGCUGGACAGGUUGCUAGUGACAUUGACGAAGUCAGAAAGUUGACUGAUGAGGAAGUGGGAAAGAUUAAGGCUAUCGCUGCCCGCUACGAUGUCUACGAGCUACUUUCUCGAUCAUUGGCGCCUAGUAUCUGGGAAAUGGAGGAUGUGAAGAAGGGAGUUCUGCUUCAACUAUUUGGAGGAACGAACAAAACAUUUGAAAAGGGUGGUGCGCCAAGAUAUAGGGGCGAUAUUAACAUUCUACUUUGCGGUGAUCCUUCUACCUCAAAAUCUCAGUUGCUGCAGUACGUUCACAAGAUUGCCCCCAGAGGUGUCUACACUUCAGGGAAGGGUUCUUCUGCGGUUGGUUUGACAGCAUACGUUACUCGCGAUCCGGAGACUCGUCAAUUGGUCCUUGAAUCUGGAGCAUUGGUAUUGUCUGAUGGAGGAGUCUGCUGUAUCGAUGAGUUUGAUAAAAUGAACGAGGCUACACGCUCAGUUCUUCAUGAAGUAAUGGAACAGCAGACAGUCUCUAUUGCCAAAGCUGGUAUUAUCACUACACUGAACGCCAGAACAAGUUUGUUGGCAUCCGCAAAUCCCAUUGGGUCCAAGUACAAUCCGAACUUACCGGUUCCUGCAAACAUUGAUUUGCCACCUACGUUGCUUUCCAGAUUUGACCUAGUUUAUUUGGUACUCGAUAGGGUUGACGAGGCUCAUGAUCGCAGAUUGGCGAGACACAUGUUGGGCAUGUACCUGGAGGAUAACCCCGAGAAUGCCUCGGGCAAUCUUGAAAUCAUUGUGCGUAUACUCGCCCCACUAACUUAAUCUUUCUAAACAAGGGCUAAUGUGGAUGAUUUAGCCUAUCGAGCAACUCACAGCCUACAUCUCCUAUGCCCGUCAAAACGUGCACCCUAAACUUACGGAAGAGGCCGGGGAAGAGCUCGUGAAAGCGUACGUCGACCUCCGCAAGCUUGGCGAAGACGUCCGUGCAGCGGAGCGCCGUAUCACCGCCACAACCCGUCAACUCGAGUCCAUGAUCCGCCUCUCAGAAGCGCACGCCAAGAUGCGCCUAAGUGAGGAAGUAACAGUCGAUGACGUCCAUGAAGCCGUCCGCCUCAUCCGUUCUGCCAUUAAGGAGUCCGCUACCGACCCCGUUACCGGUAGGAUAGACAUGGAUCUUCUGGGUGGUAUUAGCAACUCGGAGAGGCGCAGGAAGGGUGACAUGAAGAACGCGAUCAUCGGCCUCCUCGAUGAGAUGGCGAGGGGCGCUGGCGGGGCUAGGUACAAUGAUGUGCUUAAGCGCUUGCAGGAGCAGAGCACUGGUAUCACCAUUCCCUCGGGAGAAUUCGCGGAUGCUUGUAGGUCUCUGGAGACGGAGGGGUUGAUUCGGGUUACUGGAGAGGGGGCUAGGAGGGCAAUUAGAAAGAUUUCGAGCUUUUAGAUGGAUGGACUUGAGGCCUUGAAUGGAUACAUAGAUAUCUUGAGGGAGGAGAAAGGAUGCGUGGAUUGUUGAAGGGGGGGGGGUUAUGGUUGAACGUGUAUUUCGUGCGUGGUUUGAAAUUAUAUCCAGUUUGGUAGGAUGUGUGGAUUGCGUGGUAUGGGGCUGGCUGCGACCUGGUUUGCGAUGACAAUUCUCCAACCUUUCCGGAGGCCCCAUGAUGGCUUACCUUUGAAUAUUCAUGCAUCCGUUUAUCCCAUCUCCCCUGCCACUCACUUCUGCUAAAUGAC
Tuber aestivum (summer truffle) is the source of this 3573-nucleotide messenger RNA. The record is from the annotation of a GenBank genome assembly. Lineage: Eukaryota; Fungi; Ascomycota; Pezizomycetes; Pezizales; Tuberaceae.